Messenger RNA from Pogona vitticeps (central bearded dragon), 1812 nucleotides. Lineage: Eukaryota; Metazoa; Chordata; Lepidosauria; Squamata; Agamidae. The record is from RefSeq and is a predicted model, not a curated record.
CUUUCCCUUUGUUGAUUCUCUCCAAUGUUCCAGCUGAAAGAUCUGCUCCAUUAUUAUUACCCUAUUGAAAUUGAUCCCUACCGGACGGUGGAAGACAAACUGCCCUAUAUGGUAGAAUGGGUUUCUGCGCCGCCGACGCAGGCUUUCCCGGCAGCGAAUGGUGGCGAAGAAAGGCGGCACUUGCGGCGAGCCCUGGGAAAGCCUCCCUUGGCGGUAGUGAAGCCGCGCAGUGGGGGAGAAAGGCAGCGCUUGCGGCAAACUCUGGGAAAGCCUGUGGCGGUGGCACAGAAGCACUGGCCCGGCGGUCGCGGCAAUGGAGGUAAGGGGCUGCUUUUUGGUUUUUUAAACUUGGCGGUAGUGAAGCCGCGCAGUGGGGGAGAAAGGCAGCGCUUGCGGCAAACUCUGGGAAAGCCUGUGGCGGUGGCACAGAAGCACUGGCCCGGCAGCGGCGGCUGGAGCCCGGGAGGCCUCCUGGCAGCGGUGGUCGCGGCAAUGGAGCCUUCCUGGGCUUAUAGUCCCUUUGUAAACUUUAGAACCAGCCGUGCAUAUUCUCCCAUUUCAAUGUUUAUAUUUCUUCUUUUUCCUGCACUCAGAGACGGCUUCAACAUUUUCUUUGACCAGCUUCACCAGAACAAAGUUCCGCUCUUCAUCUUCUCCGCAGGUGUGGGUGACGUGUUAGAAGAGAUUAUCCACCUGGCUGGUGUUUUCCAUCCUAAUAUCCAAGUGGUCUCCAACUAUAUGGACUUUGAUGACACUGGAGUUCUGCGAGGUUUCAAAGCACCCCUCAUCCAUACCUACAACAAGAACAACACAGUCCUGAAGAACACAGAGUACUUCCAGCAGCUGUGCACAAGGACAAAUGUCUUACUCCUUGGAGACUCUAUGGGUGACCUCAGCAUGGCAGAUGGAGUAGCUGAUGUGGAGAAUUUUCUCCGGAUUGGCUUCCUCAAUGACAGGGUGGAAGAACAGCGGGGGAAAUACACGGAAUCCUAUGAUAUUGUGCUGGAGAAAGAUGAAACGUUGGAUGUGGUAAAUGGCAUCCUUAAAUUCGUCCUGGCCCCAAACGAAGUCACGCAGACCAAUUACUCUUGACAUCAGACUGCCCUUUGGAAAGAGGGGAUCUUCUUUGUCUGCACGCAUGUGUGGCUCUCAGUAUUCCACUUCCUCUUGCUAUGUUGCAGACACGAGGUUUCUUGUUAUUCUCAGAAUUACAAAAUUAAUACGUGGUCGUCACAUACAUCUCCCCCAUCAUUGUGGCCCUGAUUAAAACCAUAUCACAUCUGAAUGAUACUGCUGGCUAAAAUAGAGGAUUUCCAAGCCAUAAUCAGGAUUUCUACAGGCAAUCCAAUGCUUAAAUUUUCAAGGGGGGGGGGAGAAAAUAUUUGUAUUGCUUGUAAAACGCUUAACAUGAAAAAUUUUGUUCUUCAAACAUUAGUUUGAAUGUAAAACCAAUGUUCACUUUGAUUGUUAAAAAGAGUACUUUCUCUCGGCCUUCUGAUUCUUGAGAAUUUGAAAGCCAGCUUGAAUUUCAUCAGUGAGACACCAGAGGAAGAAAUGUUAGUGAAUACUGUUGUAUAAGCACAAAAAAUACAUGACAUUCUUGUCCUUUGUGGGGAGGCAGGAAGACCUCUUAAGAUGAGUUCCUCCCACUUCAGAUUUUUAACUGGAUUUCUUCUUCACCAUAUUAUCAUUUCACAAAGCAGUUUUAAAUUAUAAACAGUCCACAAUUUCCCCACAGAAGCCAACAAGGUUAAAUUGUUUUUCAUUCAAAAGGCACAUCUAAAGAUAAUUAAAGAAUUAUUUUGAACAUUU